This is a messenger RNA of Lactuca virosa, 639 nucleotides long. The record is from the annotation of a GenBank genome assembly. Lineage: Eukaryota; Viridiplantae; Streptophyta; Magnoliopsida; Asterales; Asteraceae.
AUGAAUCACAGAAGGAUUAAGAGUAUCUCCACACCAUUCUUCGUGACUAAUUUCCCUCCAGAAGCAAACGUCAAGACCUUAUGGGAGGCAUGUAAUAAGGUUGGGCUGGUGGUUGAUGUUUAUGUUGCUAGGAAACUAUCAAAGCUUGGUAAGCAAUUCACACUUGUUCGAUUUAUUAAAGUUAAAUAUGAUCUAUUGUUGGAACGAAAACUUAGAGAGAUUUGGAUGGGAUCGUAUCAUUUAUUUUCUUAUGUGGCUCGGUUUAAUCGAGAUGUUAGUAACAAGGGAGUAUCAAAUAAAAAGGAGAAGAUUGCUUCUCACAAUUCUGUUGAGCAGGUGAAGAAGAUGAAUGUGCAUGUUGUUGCACAUUCUAGUUCCUAUGCAAAUGUCUUAAAAGGUCAGGGGGCUGUGAAACUUAACAAAGGCUUGGUUCCUGAAUGUACUUUACAGGGACAUGAGAUCGAUAACCCAUUGUCAUCGAUAGUAUCGGUUUUUGGCAAGCUACGGGAUAUUAAAUUGAUCCCGAAGUUGGGUAUUCUCUUGAAAGAAGAAGGUUUUCCGAAAAUUGUCAUUAAGUAUGUUGCUAGUGAUUGGGUCUAUAUUUCUUUUGUAUCGGAAGCUGCCUAUACAAUGGUUUAA